Molecule: messenger RNA, 1302 nt
Organism: Andrographis paniculata
Lineage: Eukaryota; Viridiplantae; Streptophyta; Magnoliopsida; Lamiales; Acanthaceae
Product: polygalacturonase QRT2-like
Exons: 9
Coding region: 1-1302 (433 amino acids)
Biological process (GO): fruit dehiscence; pectin catabolic process; anther dehiscence
Molecular function (GO): polygalacturonase activity
Source: RefSeq, a predicted model, not a curated record
AUGAUUUUGAUCGCCUUGUUGUCUUGUUCCUCGUGUCUUGCUCGAAAGUGCAACUGCUCUUGUAAGCCGAGCAAAAAAAGUCACCAUCAUCAUCAUCGCCAUCGCCAUCACCACCACCAUCAACCUCGGCGCAAUAAUUCCAGGUUGAUCGAAGGCAGCAGCCAUGGAAGAUUAGGACAAUACCUAGAUGUCCUAAAUAUUGAAGAUUUUGGAGCCAAAGCUGAUGGAAAAACCAACAAUUUUCAAGCAUUCAAAACAACAUGGGACAAGGCAUGUAAGUCCUCUCGAUCGACAAAGAUUCUUGUGCCAAGAGACAAGACAUACUACGUGAAGCAUGCUAAUUUCACUGGACCUUGUCGCUCGGAUAUUUCUAUGGAGAUCCAAGGUACAAUCAAGGCUUUCCCUCAAAUGUACGAUGUACCAAGAAGGCUUUGGAUCAUGUUCGAGGAUGUAAGAAACAUUAAUGUCUUUGGAGGUGGAACCUUGGAUGGCAAUGGAGAAAUAUGGUGGAAGAACUCUUGCAAAAUCAAGAAAACAAAGCCAUGUCAGAGCCAAAACGCACCCACGGCCCUAACUUUCAAGAAUUGUGCAAAUUUAAGAGUAAACAAUUUGAGGCUACUAAAUGCACAACAAAUGCAUGUAAAUUUUCAAGAUUGCAACCAAGUCGAGGCUUCGGGGCUUACCGUGGUAUCGCCAAAAGAAAGCCCUAACACGGACGGAAUUCAUGUCACAAGAACAACAAACAUCAACAUUCUAAAUGCCUUAAUUCAGACAGGGGAUGAUUGUGUUUCCAUAGUGAAUGGAUCAAGAAAUGUUGGUGUGAGAAACAUAGUGUGUGGACCAGGUCAUGGAAUAAGCAUAGGAAGCUUGGGUGAAGACAAUACAGAGAAUUAUGUAUCAGCUGUAUUUGUGAAGGGAGUGAAGCUGAUAGGCACAACCAAUGGAGCCAGAAUCAAGACUUGGCAGGGAGGGAGAGGAAGUGCAAAGAACAUAGUGUUUGAGGAUAUUGAAAUGAGGGAUGUUCACAACCCAAUAAUCAUCAAUCAGUACUACUGUGACAAGAAAAAGAAUUGCCAAAGAGAGAAAUCCGGAGUGCAAGUAGAGAAGAUAGUGUACAAGAACAUCAGGGGCACAAGUGCAUCAAAAGUGGCCAUAAACUUCAACUGCAGUCAAACAGUCCCCUGCAAGAAUCUCAGGCUGGAGAAUGUUAACCUCACCCCCCAAACACAAGGGGAAAAGAUUGAAGCACUCUGCAGCAGCGCCAUCGUCAGCAAGAAGAAUUCAAUCCCAAGUUGUAAUUGA